Molecule: messenger RNA, 327 nt
Organism: Knipowitschia caucasica
Lineage: Eukaryota; Metazoa; Chordata; Actinopteri; Gobiiformes; Gobiidae
Source: the annotation of a GenBank genome assembly
AUGAGGGCCCACACAAUCAGACAUGAUCUUUUCCCGCUUGCUGCUUUCGACGCAGUAAAUGCCACGCGGCGCACGUCUGCUGCCGGUCCGGAGGAGAGGCCAGCGGUGGGAAAGGUCAGGCCCAUCACCAGCUGCGUAAUUGGCAGUGACAGACCUGUGAAACAGCUCGACGUGCGCAUCUCCAGCUUUAUAGAUGCAGCUCGAGUCGGAUCAGGACAUCAUGGGAAAGACUCGGGACAAAGAGCAGAUAUUUUGAAAGAUAAAGCUGGUGCGUUGGCCCUGAAUCUGCCAUCAACAAAGACUGAAUCUGCCAUUAACAAAGACUGA